GAAUAAGAAAAACCCUAGACGAGCCAUGAUUAUAAACAUCACCAAACAUUGUAAAACACUCAAGAUCAUCGAAGACGUAGGUGUAAAUUUCAAGAAACCCUAAUCAUCAACAUCUAACAAUUGAUCCUUUCUAGAAACCCUAAUCAUCAACCCAGUUCAACCACAUCAAGACUAAAUUAUUACGAGUUUGAGGUUACCAAUUUCUUUGAAGAUCAAAUGAAGCAUAUUGCGAAGAUUAUGACAUUUUUGGUGGCUAUCACUGCCGUAUGGAUCAGUUUAUUGCAGACCGCAAUGAUCCCGCAGAGUCAUACUUGGUUGCUGCCUCUGUACUUGAUUGUGUCGUUAGGAUGCUACGGGCUUCUAAUGGUUGGGGUCGGUUUGAUGCAAUUUCCCACUUGCCCUCAGGAGGCGGUCCUUUUACAGCAGGAUGUAAUUGAGGCUAAGCAAUUCUUGAAGCAUAAUGGGGUAGAUGUGGGUUCAGAUUGACACUUGUUACUUUGUGCAUCUGAUUUUUGAAUUCCGGUUGAGUUAUAUUAUUUGUUUCUCGUUUGUCGUCAUGUCGAUAACUAUUUGUCCGAGACUAGUUAGAACGUGUAAAGAUUUUAAGUACAGUGACUGCGACUUGAAUAGUUGUAAAACGAAACAACAAACAGAGCUUUACCCAUUAA
Molecule: messenger RNA, 668 nt
Organism: Helianthus annuus (common sunflower)
Lineage: Eukaryota; Viridiplantae; Streptophyta; Magnoliopsida; Asterales; Asteraceae
Product: dolichol-phosphate mannose synthase subunit 3
Exons: 4
Coding region: 217-486 (89 amino acids)
Biological process (GO): GPI anchor biosynthetic process
Cellular component (GO): dolichol-phosphate-mannose synthase complex; endoplasmic reticulum membrane
Source: RefSeq, a predicted model, not a curated record